AUGUUCAUCGGCUCAACGACUCUCGUGUUCAUCUUUAAACACGAAAUCGAUCACUCGUUGGAGUCAUCACAGGGAUCCGCUGACAGCGAUGACAAGGAGAUCGAAAUGGGAAUCGGUGACACUUACAAAGUGCUUUAUCAAAUUUUGCGCCUUCGUCCGAUGAUCUACGUGCUCAUGAUUUUGCUCACUGGAAAGAUAGCAUUCGCGGCCACUGACGGAAUGACUGGGCUGAAGUUGAUCGAAAUGGGAAUUCCGAAAGAUAAAUUGGCCAUGUUUGGACUCUUCUUGACGCCUGUUCAGAUUGUGCUUCCUUGGAUUAUCGGCAAGUGGACGACCGGACCGAGACCGUUGAACAUUUUCUUGAUGGCCUAUCCGUACAGAUUAUUUGUUGGCGGUGUCUACGCGUUGCUAGUCUGGUGGACGCCGUCGUUCAAAACGGCUGACGGAAGCUUCCAAUUGGGUGUCUAUGUUAUCUGGGUGACCGCUUACAUCUUCCAUCAGUUCGCCACCUAUUCGAUGUUCGUAUCAAUGAUGGCCUUCAACGCGCAAGUUUCGGACCCGAAAAUCGGCGGCACCUACAUGACGCUGUUGAACACGAUCGGGAACUUGGGAGGAAAUUAUCCGGUCACCCUGGUGCUCUGGAUUGCCGAUCAUUUAACCUGGAAGAAUUGCAUUGACAAGUCAACAAAGUUAGUCCUUAACACUUGCCACAAGAAAGACGCGGCCGAUCAGUGCACGGCGGCGGGAAACGUUUGCGAGACGGAGAUCGACGGAUACUACUUUGCGGUGGCCAUCUGCUCGAUUGUCGGCGUUUUGUGGGCCUCCCUGCUCUUCAACAAGAUUCGCUACAUCCAGAAGAUCCCGCGUUCCGAGUGGCGAGUGAUCAAGAGUGCCUCGGAUACUAAG
This is a messenger RNA of Mesorhabditis belari, 906 nucleotides long. NCBI's taxonomy places the organism in Eukaryota, Metazoa, Nematoda, Chromadorea, Rhabditida, Rhabditidae. The record is from the annotation of a GenBank genome assembly.